This is a messenger RNA of Candoia aspera, 1017 nucleotides long. Its product is annotated as twisted gastrulation protein homolog 1-like. NCBI's taxonomy places the organism in Eukaryota, Metazoa, Chordata, Lepidosauria, Squamata, Candoiidae. Gene Ontology annotation, biological process: regulation of BMP signaling pathway. The record is from RefSeq and is a predicted model, not a curated record. The transcript is spliced from 5 exons. The coding region runs from base 70 to 720 and encodes 216 amino acids.
CCGCCCGCGCUUAAGCAACUUUUCUUCUUCUUCGCAAAAUCUUUCCUCCCGGAAGUACCUCCGGAAGCCAUGCCCUGGUGCACGGCUCUGCUUUUCAUGGCAGCCACGUGGGCUGUGGGUGCCCCCGUUAUGGGGUGCAAUAAAGCACUUUGUGCCAGCGAUGUCAGUAAGUGUUUGCUGCAGGAAAUGUGCCAGUGCAAAGCGAACCGUACCCAUUGCUGUGAGGAGUGUGCUUUCUGCCUGGCCAAACUCUGGGAGCCAUGCUGCGACUGCGUAGGCCUGUGCGAUGAACGUGUCUCAUCCGCCCCCCGCCCUGCCCAGCGAAGUUCCAUGCACGACUUGGUGUCCCCCGUGCCAUCUCUUUUCCGGGCACUCCUGGCCCUGUCCAACAACAAUCCCGCCCUGGGCUGGAGCAUUGUAACUCUGCCACUAGAAGAGGAACUGCGGCAAAACCACGUGGAGAUGGGACACCUUCUGCUGGGACCACAUACAGACUUGGCACUCCCAGACACCGACGCCAAGGGCCCCAAUGCUACGGCGCCAGCUUGCCAAUCCAUUUACUUCAACGACUGUCUGUCCAUGAGCCGGUGCCGCGCAGCCUGCCAGUCAGUGGGAGCCUGGCGCUACCGCUGGUUCCACAGCGCUUGUUGCCAAUGUCUAGGGCCUGACUGCCAGGGCUACGGAGGUGCCCGUGCCAGUUGCUCCAACUGCCAGGACUGAGCAGCUGGCUUCUCGUUCCCUGGCACAGGGCACCCCACCCACCUUCACUUUUCUGCACAGCUCCCUGCAAACUGCAUGCAGCCUUCGUUGCUUCCCUUCUUUCUCUUCCAAGCCCAGACAUUUUCAGCAGCGAGAAUGAGUUAACAGACCCUUUGGUGGCACAGAUGAGCCCAGCCCUUCGCGCUGCAGCUGGAGGUCCCUCUGCAGCUAAGCCUCUCCGUCCAGGGCACCUUACCUUGGACAUUGUUCCUUCCUACCCCCCACCAGUCAAGUUUUGCCGAAAUCGGCUCGGAUGCC